Molecule: messenger RNA, 1602 nt
Organism: Alternaria alternata
Lineage: Eukaryota; Fungi; Ascomycota; Dothideomycetes; Pleosporales; Pleosporaceae
Product: major facilitator superfamily transporter
Exons: 5
Coding region: 1-1602 (533 amino acids)
Biological process (GO): transmembrane transport
Molecular function (GO): transmembrane transporter activity
Source: RefSeq, a predicted model, not a curated record
AUGGAUGGAUCAAACAUCACGGAGCAUGUAGAAGCAGCGCAAGAGGAGAUUCAGACCACACCAAACGAACGCUUCGAAUGCGACGACGGCGUCAAUACGGCCCAAAAGCGUAGCGCUCGCGACAUCCAUGGCUGGAAGUGGGCCACCGCUUACGUUUCUAUGCUAUCUACCACGCUUCUCUUCGCUCUUGACAACACCAUUGUCGCCAACAUCCAACCAGCCAUCAUCAAUGACUUUGGGCAUCUCGAGUUACUUGCAUGGAUCGGAACCGGCUUCGCACUCGGCACCAUGUUCAUUCUCCUUUGGGGAAAGGUCUACGGUGUCUUCAACAUCAAGUGGGUUUACAUCUUCAACAUCUUCUUGUUUGAGGCGGGCAGUGCUCUUUGCGGUGCUGCUCCGAACAUCGAGGCACUCAUCAUUGGCCGUGUAAUUGCUGGCGUCGGUGGCUCAGGAAUGUACUCAGGCACUCUCACUUAUAUUUCUGUUCUCUGUAACAGUCAGGAGAAGCCAGCAUAUCUUGCCGGUAGCACCGUGGUUUGGGGUAUCGGCAGCGUCCUCGGUCCAGUGGUCGGCGGCGCCUUUGCGAUGAGCAGCGCCACCUGGAGAUGGGGGUUUUAUAUCAAUCUUCCCAUUGGCGCCAUCUUUGCGCCUGUCUACCUCCUACUCUUUCCCAGCAUCGAUCCUCAUCCAUGCAAGACGCUCGCGGAUAAACUUUGUCUGAUCGACUGGAUCAGCGCCGUCAUCUUCCUUUCUGGCUCCACCUGCCUGACAAUCACUCUGACCUUUGGUGGAGUCAUCUACUCGUUCGUUUCCGGCACUGUAGUCGCGCUAUGGACUGUUACAGGUGUUCUUUUGAUCGCCUUCAUCGUCAUGCUGAAAUUACACCCCUUGGUCACCAAGGAGAAUCGCUUGUACCCUCUGCACUUCUUCAAGCAGCCAACCUUGAUCAAUAUGCAGGUACAAGUAUUUCUGUCCUCGGGUAUCGUCUUGGCCAUGACCUACUAUGUUCCCCUGUAUUUCCAGUUCGUCAAGGGCGAUGGUGCGCUUGAGGCGGGGGUUCGUCUACUACCUUUGAUCAUGUUCAUGGUUAUGGCCUCAAUGUUCAACGGUUUCUUGAUGCCUAAAUAUGGCACGCUUGCACUUCUCGGGACAGCUUUGAUGUACACGGUCGAUGAAAACACGUCCAACGCGAAUAUCUAUGGCUACAACAUCCUCGUAGGAACGGGCACGGGCUGCUAUAUCGUUGCCGGAUUUGCUAUAGUACAGUCUCUAGUUCCUGCUCACGACAUAGCCAACGCCAUUAGCGCCAUGGCAAUAGCUCAAGAUCUUGGGAUGGUAUGUUUCCUUGCCAUCAGCAGCAGCCUGUUCCACAACAUAGCCGUCGAAAAGGUUGGCAAGGCUCUACCAGAAGUCGCCUCUGCGGAGAUCGGCGACCUCAUUGCAGGAUCAAGCAGUAAGGCUUUCAGGGGAUUGUCUGAAGCGGAGAAAUCUUUGGUCAUCCCGGAGAUUGCGAGCGCCAUGAGUAGCGUAUGGACUUUCUUCCUUGCUGCUGCUGCGCUCAGCGUGGUAUGCUCCGUGCCUUUGCUUGUGAGUAGUCUUUAG